UAUGCGCCCAUAGCGUGCACGUGUUCCUUGCUAAGAGCCUGAGACCACACACACACAACAGAGCUCCACAGCAACCUGAUCGCCAUGGUCGGCCUAUCCAUGGACCAGUCCUUCGUGCAGGCCCCCGAGCACCGCUCCAAGCGUACCAUCACCGAGGCCACCGGCAUCCCACUCAUCGACAUUUCGGUCCUUGCCUCCGGCGACGCCGCCGCCGUGGACGCGCUGGCCGCCGAGGUGGGCGCGGCGAGCCGGGAGUGGGGCUUCUUCCUGGUCGUGGGCCACGGCGUGCCGGCGGAGACCGUGGCGCGGGCGACAGAGGCGCAGCGCGCGUUCUUCGCCCUCCCGGCGGAGCGGAAGGCGACCGUGCGGAGGAGCGAGGCGGCGCCGCUCGGGUACCACGAGUCGGAGCACACCAAGAACGUCAGGGACUGGAAGGAGGUGUUCGACCUCGUCGCGCACGAGCCGCCGCCGCCGGCGGCGGGAACCGUGACCGAUGGCGAGGUCGUGUACGAGAACAAGUGGCCCGAGGACCUGCCAGACUUCAGGGAGGCGCUGGAGGAGUACAUGAAAGCCAUGGAAGAGCUGGCGUUCAAGCUGCUGGAGCUGCUGGCCCGGAGCCUGAACCUGAGGCCCGACCGGCUGCACGGCUUCUUCAAGCACCCCACCACGUUCUUCCGCCUCAACCACUACCCUCCCUGCCCGAGCCCGGACCUCGCGCUCGGCGUGGGCCCGCACAGGGACCCCGGCGCCCUGACGAUCCUGUACCAGGACGGCGUCGGCGGGCUCGACGUCCGGCGGCGCUCCGACAGCGAGUGGGUCCGUGUCGGGUGCGUCCCCGACUCCUUCAUCGUCAACGUCGGCGACACCGUGCAGGUGUGGAGCAACGACCGGUACGAGAGCGCGGAGCACCGGGUGUCGGUGAACCCGGCGACGGCGAGGUUCUCCAUGCCCUACUUCUUCAACCCGGCGGCCGACGCCGUCGUGGAGCCGCUGGAGGAGCUGGUGGGCGGGGAGGAGGACGACGACCCGCCCAGGUACAGCGCGUACAGCUGGGGGGAAUUCUUCAACACAAAGCUCAACGGCAACUACAGGAAGCUGGACGUGGAGAACCUCCAGAUCGAGCACUUCAGGAAGGGCCUCGAAGCGUAGCAGGAUUACGGACAGAUCCGUGCCCCGGCGAGGAGACCGGCCGUUGUCUUCUGCUACCGAGAGACGAUCGUCACCGUGUCGCUGUUUCUGGCCGUACAAGUAAUCUUAUCGUGCGUGCCGAGCAACAAAAUAUUUAUACUGCAAGACAGGAAGCAUUCAACGAGAUAAUAAUAAUAUGAAGAUAAGCUCAAAUACUAAAAAUAAGGUAUUUAAUCCAAAAAUCUAUUUCCGUGCGUUUUCACGAGUGCUGUAACUUUUUUAACAUAAUGAUGUUUUGAUAAUACCAGACAAUACAAUAAUGACCGGGGAUUACAAUUGGCAAAAA
Messenger RNA from Setaria italica (foxtail millet), 1474 nucleotides. Its product is annotated as probable 2-oxoglutarate-dependent dioxygenase At5g05600. Gene Ontology annotation, molecular function: dioxygenase activity. Bases 85 to 1149 code for a protein of 354 amino acids. The record is from RefSeq and is a predicted model, not a curated record. NCBI's taxonomy places the organism in Eukaryota, Viridiplantae, Streptophyta, Magnoliopsida, Poales, Poaceae. The transcript is spliced from 3 exons.